Messenger RNA from Saccostrea echinata, 6490 nucleotides. Its product is annotated as cadherin-23-like. Bases 3 to 5492 code for a protein of 1829 amino acids. Lineage: Eukaryota; Metazoa; Mollusca; Bivalvia; Ostreida; Ostreidae. The record is from RefSeq and is a predicted model, not a curated record. Gene Ontology annotation, biological process: homophilic cell-cell adhesion. Gene Ontology annotation, cellular component: plasma membrane. The transcript is spliced from 39 exons. Gene Ontology annotation, molecular function: calcium ion binding.
GGAUGUGGCUAUCAUUGGUGAUUGGUCUCUGCACCAUUAGUGCCCUUGCUAUGUUGGUAAGAGGUCAGGAACCUCCCACAUGGAUCAAUGACAUGAAUGCAUUAAGAAUCGAAGAGAAUACAGCAGUGGGAACUGUUGUAUAUACACUAUUGGCCCAGGGAGGGGGACCUGAUGGUAUCACCUAUGAUAUGCUAGAAACAGAUAAAUUCAUUGUCAACAGAGCAACAGGUGAAGUAACAUUGAGGAGGCUGCUGGACUAUGAGACAAACCCAACUUUACUAGUUACAGUGAAAGCCACUGGCAGCAAUGGAUUAGUGGCUCAAAGGCAGUCCAGAGUCGUUAUCAUUGAUGCUAAUGAUGAACCACCCGUAUUUGCUAGAGACACACUGACAGCACAAGUGUCUGAGGAUGCAGGAAUUGGUACAACAGUGUAUAUCAACCUCCGAGUCACUGAUGUUGACACAUCUAACACUGGUACAAUUACGGUGAAUUGUAAUGUUACCAAAGCGUUAGCUAGUCCUUACGUUGAUGUUUGUAACAAGUUUAAACUAAGUCGUCAGACAUCUUCCAACAAGGAUUGGAAUGGAUUUAUUUAUUUAGAUGGAACUCUGGAUUAUGAAACUAGACCAUUUUACCAGAUGCCUCUAACAGCUUUUGAUGGUGUACACUACACAGACAGAAGUUUAGAAAUAACAGUGUUGAAUGUCCAGGAUGCCCCACCCAGAUUUAUUAUAGCCAAUGAUGUUAACAAACCAGAAGGAUUACCAGCGGGCACUAAUUUGAACUAUGUGAAAGCAGUAGAUGGAGACACAAGCAAUCCAAGAGACAUUCAAUAUUAUUUUACAAGAAAUGCUACUGGAACCAAAUUUGCAAUUGAUCCCAUAACUGGAAAUAUAACUAAUACAAUCCCUUUGGAUCGGGAAAGUCCAGAAUUUUCCAGGGGUCAUGAAGAUUUGGGCAUCAUUGCACGUGAAGUCAUCAGUUUAAACCCACUGGUGCUGGGAGAUGAUGAUCAAACAACAGCUAGAACUACAGUUCGCAUCAACAUUUACGAUAUCAACGACCAGGCACCAACCUUUAACCCUGUCAACUACCAAGUAUCCAUUCCUGAGGAUACCCCAAACAAAACCCCCCUGCCUAACCUGAGUCUGAGUGUUACUGAUUUAGAUGUCGGACCCAAUGGUGUGUACACUCUGACCAUGGACCAGUACACAGCUGAGUUUGAAGUCUCCCCUUCUGUUGGACAAGGAAGCACGCCAGCCAUUAUUCUUGUCAGGAAUACCUCCCUCAUAGAUUACGAAAGGGGACCAAGACAGUACAUCAUGAGGGUGGUUGCUAUUGAGACUCAAAACCAAACAACUAAACAAUCAGGAACAGCCACAGUUACUGUGAAUAUUCUAGAUGUCAACGACAAUCUGCCACAAUUCAAUCAACCCAGCUACAGCGAGAACAUUCUGGAGACUGCCCCAGGUGGCACCAGUGUCACCAAAAUACAGGCAACAGAUCCUGAUUCAGGCAUUCGUGGCACCAAUGGUAUUCGGUUUGGCCUGAUUGGUGAUGGCACAAAUCUGUUUCGAAUCGAUCCCUCUUCUGGAGUUGUAUUUGUGGAAAACUGUCCCACCCCUGGUGACGGAAAUUGUAUUGACUACGAGAAAAAGCGACGUUAUGAUCUGACUGUGACGGCUCGAGACGAAGAAGGAUCAGGACAAGCAGUUACUAUCAACCUCAUCAUCAACAUCUUGGAUGUCAAUGACAAUGCCCCAGAAUUCACAACUGCAGAAUAUACCAGUUACAUUGAAGAGAGCAAGACAGAGCCUAACCCAGUUGUCAUAGUAACAGCCAAUGAUCCUGAUUCUAACAGUGCGGUCACACAUUCUGUGGUUUCUGACACUACCAACCUGUGGCAGAUUGAUCGAAACAGUGGUAAAGUCACAGCUAAACGACCCAUUUAUUACAGUGACACCCCAUCAAACCAAGGAUUCUUUAUCAUCACUGUACAAGCAACUGAUGGAAAAUUCAACCCUACUGCAAAUGUGCGGAUUUAUGUCAUAGAUAUAAAUGAUAAUGCUCCAAUAUUUGAAGCCAGCAAUUACCGAGAAGUGAUCAGUGAAACAACACUAGGAAAUGUAUAUGUACUGACCGUCAAAGCUAAUGACAGAGAUUCCCCUACAACGGGUGCUGGAAUCAUCGAUUACAGCAUUGAAGUCGGAGCCAGCGGUAAAUUUGUCAUCAAUGGGACAUCAGGUGUUAUCACGACAUCACCAGAUGCCACCUUUGAUUAUGAUUUGGCCCGCAUGUAUAACAUGACUGUGAAGGCCAGGGACAGAGGUCGUCCACAGCAGACAGGCACCUGCUUUGUGACUAUAGACAUCAUAGACACAAACAAUAAGGAUCCUUUCUUCACUCCUUCAACACAAAGAGCAGAUGUCUAUGAAAAUGUCCCCGUGGGAUUCAGUGUUCAUAAGAUGUUGGCUACUGAUCCAGAUGACCAAUCUCAGCUGAACUUUUUCAUUGUUGAACCUAUAACUGCAAUCACUCCAGAUGGAGUCCUCGUAGAUAGAAACCUGUAUGAUAUCACGCAACUGUUCUCUAUAGAACAGCAGACUGGGAACGUGAACACGAAGAGUAAGCUAGACCGAGAUCGUGCCUCCGUAGUGACCCUGACCAUGAAUGUUGUAGACAUAACUGCAAGUCCACGGCAGACAGGAACAGGGCAACUUAUCAUCAACAUUCUGGAGUACAAUGACCAGCGACCAGAGUUUCUACCCUACAGAAAUGUGACAAUUGAUGAAGAACAACCCAUAGGAACUUUUGUGAUGGCAUUACUGGCCACUGAUCAGGAUGAUCCCAUCGCAGAGUACCAGAUUAUCAAUAAUCCAAAUGGCUUCUUUGCCAUUGGUUACCAGACUGGUGUGGUGAGCAUCAGUAGUCGUAUAGAUUUUGAGUUGGUCGAAUCCUCCUCCUUCACCGCCCAGGUGUGGGACAGUGGUACCCCCCGCCUUGACAACACAGCCACCGUAUAUGUCACCAUCAACAACAUCAACGACAAUUCACCGAUAUUUGAUAAGGGUGCUUACCCAGUCAGGAUCCCAGAAAACUCACAAGGGGGUAGAUUUGUGACAAAUGUCAGGGCGGAAGACAAGGAUAAAGGGGAUUAUGGUGUGGUGCGAUAUUCCCUCGAUCCACAAGAGACCAGGUUUACCAUCGACAGUGUCUCAGGAGAGAUAAGAGUAGCACCAGGGGCAAAACUAGAUCGUGAAGAACUGAGUGACAUUAGUAUUCAGGUCACAGCCUCAGAUAGCCCCUUGGAUGCUGUUGUUCGCAGAUACUCCACUGUAACGGUUUAUAUCACCCUGGAGGAUGAGAAUGACAACCCCCCUAUUUUCAAUCAGCUAGAGUACCGUCAACAGAUCAUUGAGACCAUCCCUAUAUAUACCCACGUUCUGCAGGUGUUUGCUAAUGAUGCAGAUGCUGGAAACAAUGCUAGGUUACUAUUCUCUAAGGUUCCCAACUCAGGAGACCCUGACAAUUUCUUUGCAAUUCAACCAUCAAAUGGAAGAAUCAGUGUAAACAAAAGCUUGUUGAGGAACUCGGGGACAUAUGUGUUCUAUGUCAUGGCACGUGAUGAGAAUGGCAGUGGACCAUUUAACAGCACAGCCAAAGUGACUAUCAUUGUAUUAGAAGCCACAAACUCGCCUCCAGAAUGGACAAUUCCACCUCUGGAUAACAUGACAAUCAGUGUUUUAGAGGAGCAAUAUCUUGGAAUGUUGGUAUAUGAUGUGGAAGCAGAAGAUGCUGAUCGUAAUGACAAUGGAAUUGUGGACUACGGAUUCUACGUAAAUGGUGUGUAUACCACCACCACUAACGAAUUCCGCAUCAACUCCAUCACAGGAGUCAUCAGGGCUGAAAAGGUCUAUGACAGGGAAACCAGAGAUCGCUACCUGCUCCUCCUGGUGGCACGCGACCGCGGUGACCCAUAUCUUGAAACUACUCGAUAUUUAUCAGUCAAAAUUCUGGACGUCAAUGAUAAUGUUCCCAAGUUCCCAACCAAUUCUAAUGGUGAGACUAAACAAAUCCAGUUUGAAGAUGUAGAUGAGAAUAAACCAGUCAAUUCUUCCCUCGGAAGACUAAAGGGAAGCAGCUUUGAAGCCAAGGACAUUGAUGAUGCUCAGUAUGCCAAAGUCUAUUAUUACAUCAUCAGUGGAAAUGAGAAGGGCUAUUUCAGUUUGGUCCCAGAAACUGGAGAAUUAAUCUUAGCCAAAAGACUGGAUAGAGAAGUGCAAAGUGUGUAUCUCCUGGACAUCCAGGCCACAAACAAUAUCAGUGAUUAUACUGUUAUCCGGAAUAGACGUAAGCGAGCCCUGGAUCCAAGUAUAGCCACAUGGAGGAUCCAGAUCAAAAAUGCCAAUGACGUACGACCUGACUUUACCAAAAAUCUGUAUCAUGGCUGUAUCUCAGUCCGCUCCUCUCUGGGUCAAAGCAUAAUGAAGGUAGAGGCUGUGGAUGCUGAUUCUGUAGGCUCCGUAACUUACUCCAUACAGCAGGGAAACAGAGACAAUGCUAUCGGAAUCGACUCUGUCACAGGCGUUCUGUAUAAUGCCAUUCUGAUGAAUAACUAUGGAGGCAGUACCUUUGACCUGAAGCUUAGAGCUACUGACCAAGGGACAUUGUACCAUAAUACCACUGCCCUGGUUUUUGUUACGGAACCAAGUCGGGAAGUCAAGUUGGUUGUAAAACAGCCAGCUACAGAAGUCAGACAGUUCUUUGAACAGAUUAAAAAGUCUCUUCAGAAGUCUAACCAAGAAGGCAAUGUGGUAUUUGACUUUAUAUGUUCUACCAAGAUUGUUGACCAUGUUCUAGAUGAUGGACAGACGACUUCCUUGUGGUCUGAUGUGUACAUCUCAGCUGUGUGUCGUAACUGUUAUAAUUCCCCGUACUAUAUCUACCCUGGUGAAACAUUACUCAGUCUACUCAACCAACAAAGAAAUGCAAACAGGGAUCAGUUUGAAAUGUUAUACAUUGAAAGCAUGGAGCGAGGUGAUGUGGAAAAGGAGUAUCUGGACCGCACUCCCACCCUAGUGGUGAUGAUCCUUGUCAUCAUCCUCAUAAUCCUCGCUCUCCUCUUCCUCCUGCUGGCAUGCUGCUUUAUCAGAAACAAAAACAAGAGAAAGGAAGAGAGAUUACGCUACAAGAGCAGUUAUAGAGCACCACCAUAUGAUUCAUCAUUUCAACAAGUAGAUCAGUUUGCGGCAUAUGAUAAUCGAGGAUACGAGCCAACAGAGGCUGCCCCUCGAGAACCAAUGUAUGCCAAAGUUUCCAAAGAUCCUGUCAGUCGAGCACCUGAGCCCAUUCCUCAGCAGACAGAGGAAAUUAAUGUAAUAAUGAAGGAUGACGAUAGUCCAGAAACCAGCCCCCCAGCCAGCCCUAAAGAGACACCCCGCCUCUCAGAUCCAGCAGAGGAAGAUUAUAGGAUAGAGACAGAGGUCAUGUGACCUAGCAGUGAUUGGACAAUUUUAAGAUAGAAAUGAUUGGUCAAUUGUAGCCUAGCAGUGAUUGGACAAUUGUAUUAAGCUAGCAGCCAGAGGAAACCAUUUAAAAUGCUAGAAAAUCAAGAGGGUUGUUUUAAAUGUCACUUGCCAUGUAAAGAUAUACAAUACAACUGAUUAUUCAAUUCUUUUGAUAUUUUCAUGUGUUAAUUCUAAGGUUGUGAUAUUUUGCUUAAUUAAAGAGAAAUUUUGAGACCUGAGGUAGUAAUUGUUAUCUACCGUUAUCAUUUCGAGCAAUUCUGAUUAGGAUUGUUAAUUAUCCUGCGACAAUUUUGUGUAGCUUGUUAACUAUUAUUUGUUAAAAAAUAAUGUUUGGCAAAUUACGGUUAGGGGUAAAUGACACUUUUUUAAAGGGAUAAUCUCAUGACUUCUUUCUCUACUAUAUAAGUUAAUGUUUUUCAUUGCAAAGCAAAACAGAUGGGUACAAUUCAGAUACUGUUAAAGAAUACAUGCUAGACUUUGUACAUGUUUUCAUUAUUAUUUUUCAAAUAAGGGUAGCACAGCACUUAGUAGUAUUUUAAUGUGAUAGGUGAUAUACACAUACAUGUAUAAUGCUUUCUUCCUCUCAAAUUACAAUAUUAAGUAAAUAUGACAACAUUCCGAUUUUAGGGUAAGAAAAAAAAACAUUUAUUUAUAGAACAGAAAUUGUGAUAUUCUUCUAUUGCAGUAAUGAGAGUACAGAGUGAAGAAUGAUCGUGAAGUUUCAGUAAUUUACAUUUUGUCACAUAUAUUGUUUACUAAGUGCUAAAAUGUUAACGACUUGAAAGUAAUAGAAAUUCCAGUGGACAUUUUACUGUAUCUUUGACAGAAGAGAAUCUCAUUGUUUCAUAGUGAGUGUGAAUGCAUGAAUAUUUUGAAGAACUGUGUGCUAUUUUACAUUCCUGUAACCUUUUUGAUACAAAUAUAUUUUUUUUAUGAAGAUGUAUUAAAGUCUAUAUGAUUAA